AUGGUCGGAGUUAGAAACGGUCGCCAAACACUUGCGUUUCUCAGUGCGAUCGACUUUUUGACCGGCGAUGUGCUUAUAAGUCGCUACGUUAACCCAUCUGAAGAGGUGGUUGACUGGAGAUAUAAGUUCAGUGGCGUGACACAGGCCAUCAUGGCCAGCGCCGUUGCCUCUGGUGCAGCGUUUAAAAGCUGGCGAGAGGCACGCGAUGCAUUAUGGGACUUUAUGGACGAUUCGACUGUGUUGGUUGGCCAUUCGCUCCACUUCGACCUCGAAGUACUAGGCAUAUCUCAUGCAAAAGUUGUUGAUUCUGCGAUCUUGACUUCUGAGACCGUCUACCCUUCGAUACCAUCAACGAAGCCAUUGACCCGCCAGUGGGGGUUGAAAAGACUUGCGAAGGACCUUUUGGACUUGGACAUACAGGCUGGGAAUUGCGGGCAUAAUGCUCUGGAAGAUGCGUAUGCAGCACGGGAUGUCGUCAUCUGGUGUAUCAGGAACCCAGAGGAUCUUAAAGUAUGGGCAGUAAAUGCCCAACUUCAGGAAGAACAAAGACUCGCACAGAACCGACAAAGGAAUGGUAAAGGCAGGUCCAAGGGCAAAUUUCCUGCCACGCAGUCUACUCAAAAAUGGGGACAUAAUACGGGAUUUUAUGAGAGCUCCGAAGAGAUUCGAUGGUCGGAUUUCGCGGAGGAGUUGGGAUGGCCCGACGGAUAUGAUCCUUGGUCUGAUUGA
This is a messenger RNA of Penicillium expansum, 729 nucleotides long. RefSeq names its product 3'-5' exonuclease. Gene Ontology annotation, biological process: rRNA processing; ribosomal large subunit assembly. The record is from RefSeq and is a predicted model, not a curated record. Gene Ontology annotation, molecular function: exonuclease activity; nucleic acid binding. Bases 1 to 729 code for a protein of 242 amino acids. Gene Ontology annotation, cellular component: nucleus. NCBI's taxonomy places the organism in Eukaryota, Fungi, Ascomycota, Eurotiomycetes, Eurotiales, Aspergillaceae. The transcript has a single exon.